Molecule: messenger RNA, 309 nt
Organism: Thermothielavioides terrestris NRRL 8126
Lineage: Eukaryota; Fungi; Ascomycota; Sordariomycetes; Sordariales; Chaetomiaceae
Exons: 2
Source: RefSeq, a predicted model, not a curated record
AUGGCGAAGUGGGAUAACAUCCGCGACGACCUGUUUGAGGCCAUCAUCCAGGUCAUGGGCACCAUCAACAAGGAGCAGCAGACGGAGAUUGUUAACAUCAUGCGGGCCAAGGGCCAUGACAUGGGCUGGAAUGCCAUCCGGUACACACCAGUCACAAUGGGACGCACUCUCCAGAACUGGGACGGCGAAACGCACGAAGCCGUGCUGGUGGCCCUGGUUGAGCACAUGAAGCCGACUGGCAGCGACUGGAGCGCUGUGGUGGCUUCGCUGCGACCCAAAGGCUACACUUUCACUGAGGGAGCCCUGGUG